Haemonchus placei is the source of this 1314-nucleotide messenger RNA. NCBI's taxonomy places the organism in Eukaryota, Metazoa, Nematoda, Chromadorea, Rhabditida, Trichostrongylidae. The record is from the annotation of a GenBank genome assembly.
AUGAUAAUUUUUCCAACCAGCACCCAUUCAUACUGCUCCUUACAGAACGACUUAUCGGGAGGAUACCUAGUAGAACUGAGGACCAAAGAAGACCGAUAUUGGAGGCCAGCACCACGAGAAGUCGUUGCCGAAAGUGAACCGCAGAGUGUGACAUUGAGCGAUCUGACACCAAACACUUUAUAUCAGUUCCGAGUUCGUUCGGUGGACACAUCGAUGUUAGGAGAUCCAUCCUCGCCGACGACGUGGGUAAAGACGCCCCCUGCUCCGCCGUCUGAAGCUGUGGAAAGCCUCAAGUGGAAGGCGCUAGACAACGUUACAAUUCUGGUCGAAUGGGAUCCUGUAGAAACGGCACACCAAUCAGGUGAUCAUCUGCGCUACCGUCUAUCCUGGUCGCUUGACAAAGAGACUAUGCAAGACCCGUCAUCCCAAGAGCGCAAGUUCCUUGCGCAUCAUAUUGAUACAAAUACUCCGCAAGCAAUCGUUCGUCUGAAUGCCACUGAGGACUGUCGAAUGCUGGUUUUCUCAGUGAGGCCUGUGAAUGAUCAAGGAGUUGGAGCGAUCAGUACGGAUACGGUGGCGUUUGUGAAUAGCAAAGGUGAACCAAGGCGAGUUUCGUUCACGAACGCCACCGUACUCAAUUCAACUCAUGUCUCGUUUUCAUGGGAGUGGGAAGAAACAAACGAGUGUGGGAGAGCGCAUGCCGUUCAGCUCUCCUGCACUUCGUCAGAGAAUGAUCCUCGAACUGUAAUUAUCUCGGGCGAGUUUUCCGAAUGGAUCCUUGGCGAACUGAAUGCUGACACCAAAUACAAAUGCGUAUUGAGGCCUUUGAAUGGCGAGGAUGACUACGGUGAGUACAGCAGUCCUGUGGAAGUCGUGACGGAGCACCAGCCGCCUUCUGAUGCACCGUCGAUCAGUAAACUCUCGUUAAGAACUACGGGAGAUGACGUCGGCUAUACGACUAUAAUCGAAUGGUCAGCAAUACCCUUUCCUCAGAAGAACGUUAGCGACGCCACUCGUGGAUACAAGAUUUUCGUUUACGUGUCUGAAACGGCUUCUGAAGCUGUUGUACUAACAAUGCCAAUCAGUCGUCUAUCGAAUCCAGAACGACCCAGCGCUCGGAUAGACGGUCUGCGCCUAAUGUACAUGUAUACCAUCCAGAUAGCCGGGUACAAUUCUGGUGGCAUAGGUCCGCUUAGCCCUCCCCGUACAAUUCGGCUUGGUCCACAGUCAUCAAUCGACGAUUCCUCUUCCACUACAGCUGAUCUCCGAUUUGGAGUCCUUCUUUUGGUUACAUUAUUAUUGUUAAUCCGGUAA